Molecule: messenger RNA, 828 nt
Organism: Prunus armeniaca (apricot)
Lineage: Eukaryota; Viridiplantae; Streptophyta; Magnoliopsida; Rosales; Rosaceae
Source: the annotation of a GenBank genome assembly
AUGGAGAAGUUUGCCACCCUAAUCUUGGUUUGCAGCUUCCUCAUUGUCCUUGUUUUGCUGCUUUCAUGCCAAGCAACAUCUGACGAAGUUGAAGAUGAGAGGGAGUUUAAUUAUGAAGAUGACAGUGAGAAGGGGCCAGCUCGAUGGGGAGAGAUUCGCCAAGAAUGGAGCAUGUGUAACAAGGGAUCGAUGCAGUCUCCGAUCGAUCUGUUAGAUGAUAGAGUUGAAGUAGUGUCAGAUUUGGGGAGACUUCAGGGUAGCUACAGGCCUUGCAAUGCAACUCUUGUGAAUAGGGGCCAUGAUAUUAUGUUGAAGUGGGAAGCUGAUGCAGGAUUUAUACGAAUAAAUGGAACUCUGUAUCAGCUCAAACAAUGCCACUGGCACUCACCUUCUGAACACACCGUCAAUGACAAGAGCUCUGAUUUAGAGGUGCAUCUGGUUCAUCAGAGCCCAACUGGAAAGAUAGCCGUGACUGGAAUCCUGUAUAAGAUUGGGGAGCCUGAUCCGUUUUUGACUUCGAUAAUGGAUUAUUUAGCAGACAUCUCUCGUACCAGUGAAAAGCAGAAAGUGGUUGGUAUGGUUGAUCCAAAGCAAAUAAAAACAGGCAGUAUAAAGUAUUACAGAUAUAUUGGCUCUCUUACAAUUCCUCCUUGCACACAAGAUGUUAUCUGGACAAUUGUUGAAAAGGUGAGGAGUGUCUCAAGUGAACAGGUCAAAUUCCUCCGCGUCGCUGUUCAUGAUGAGUCAGACACUAAUGCAAGACCAGUUCAACCGAGAAACAGGCGCGUCGUGCAACUUAAUAAACCCACAGUAGAGGAAGAGAAUUGA